AUGCGAAUCAAAAAGACGCCCUCGCAAAAACACGAGCAGACGCUGUCGCCCUUCGUCCGCGAUUUCUCGACGCGAGCGAUCGAACUAUGCGAUAAAGAACGACGCGGGGAACUCUCGGAGUACCUCGCUUCAUUCCCCUCCAUAUGGCCUUUCCCACGGGGUGAUCUUUAUCACUGGAUUGCUCUGCUCAAUCGCUUCGAUGAGGUUCUCGAGGAACUCGUCACAAAAUACAACCUGAAGGCCGGACCGCAGCUAAUACCCUUCGAAGCUGGAGACGAAGCCCUCCUUAUCGACAUUAUCGACUUCAGCCGUCUACUCAUCGAAGAAUGCGGUAAUCGGAGUCUAUACGCCAGUAGUAGUUUCCUGAACGACCUUCUGAAUACCACCUCACUAUCACUCCUCGUUAGUGUUCUCCGUCUUGGUCAGAAGCUCGCCCAACGAUAUCACAGCUCUAGAUCGCGUACCGGAGCUUUAUCUACUGCCGCCAACAAUGCUCUCCUCACGAAUCAUUACAAUAUCAGCCUCGACAAGGUCACAAAAAUCGCAUCCGGGUUCGUAGGCAGUGCUCCUCCAACAACCACCUCUUCCACCACUACUACCACCACCACCACAACCACACAGCCGACGUCUACGCCUGCCAAGACUUCCCUCAAACCUCUCGUCGUCGCGAAUGAUCUGCACAAAUUGGCCACAGACACCUCGGAGCCUGGCGUUUCCGUCGGAAAGGGCAAGAAACCAGCUCCCAAAGAUGGUUCCUCUUCCGAUUCAUGGGCCGUCUAUGGUUCUGUUACCUUCACCUACUACGUCCAUCCCACACCCCCGCCAAAACCACCAACCCUUGAGAAAGGCAAAACACCAACUCAAACCCCUCGUAAGGCUAGCGGUUUGAGCAAGGAGCACAGCGCUACCAAGGCCGAGUUGUCUUUCGAAGAGGCGAUUGCAGGUGUUGGCGAAUCGAAACCUACUCCUACCGGUGUUCAGACUCUUGACAUCCCCGCCUCGGUUAUCCAAUCCACGAGCAUUAUCGAUAUCCUAACAACCGAGCUCCCAAAGAUCCCAACUGAAUACCAUUACGAGCUACUACAACGUAUUCGCGUCGCCAAAGCUUUCUCGGAAUCGGCCGAGGCGAGACGACUAAUCCUGGGUAUUCGUAUUCUUGCGGUCACGAAUUUGGCAUAUGUUCUCAGCGAGAGUAAUUUCCAGUCCCGAGUUCUAGGACCCGACAACGAUGAACCUCGACGAUUUCAGCUUGUCUUCCAACUAGCCGACUUGGUCUCUCCUAACCGUGGAAGAAAUGUCGAGAAGUGGCUGCAAACGUUCGCUUUCUCAGGGUUGGAGGCUUUGGCCAAGUGUAAAACAAGAAAUGCAGACGUCAAUGUUGCCCUGGGCCUCAAUGUCAGCCACGGUAUCCUCCUGACUCUCCUACGAAAAGCUAUCACCGAACUCGGCGACGAAGAGAAAGGAAACGAUCUCAAAUCCAAUCGGGAAGACGAGGAAUGGCGCAAAUCGCUUUUCGACCUAACUAGUAGCCUACCUAGUCAGCAAGUAUCCGGAGGUCUCCUCGUUGGCGCUGGACUUAUCAACUGCCUCGUUUCGGUCUUAAACCUACGAACCUACAAAGGCAUCCCUUACAUUCCGAAGGCCUUGCAGUUUCUCGAUGGUCUUGUCUACGGGAUUCCACCAGCGUUUGGAAACUUUGCAAAUGCCAACGGUUUGGAUGCUAUGGUAGAAUUGGUUAGUUGGCAAGUCACGACCGCACUCGUUGAGUCCAAAGUUCCAGGCGGAUCCUUCCCGGAAGUUUAUAGGUCCCCGUCUACCGAUUUUGAAACCGGAUGGUAUCACGCGUAUAUUCUUAAGAUGGCGUUCAAAUUCACCCACCACAUGCUAAGUCAAACCGGAAACACCUCUGAGCGUCUGCUUCGAAACUUGAUAGAUUCACCAAAGCUCUUGGAGGCAUUGAAGUCGGUCAUCGCGAAUGGAAAGAUGUUUGGAAGCUCUGUUUGGUCUUCUGCUGUUAACAUCCUGACGACUUUUAUUCACAACGAGCCUACUAGCUAUCCGAUAAUUCACGAGGCUAGGCUUAGCCAUUGCUUAUUUGCUGCGGUUACCGGACGACCUAUCGAACAAUUCUUGGAGGAGACCGCUGCUGCUGCUGCAUCACCCACACUUGAACGCGCCCCGACAACCGAAGGCGAGGAAGCUGGGAACUCCCAAGAUACGCAAAUAAUCGAUGCGGAUCAACUGGAGGCGACCUCUCAGACCGCCACCACGGGUGAACCGGCAAUAGUCGCAGCGUCCGCUUCAGAUAGUCAGCAGACGGAAAAGCCCGCAGUUAGUCUGUUAGUCGAGAAUCCAGCCGCCACGAUCCUACCGGCCCUCGACGUCAUGAAUACUAUUCCUUUGGCUUUCGGUGCUAUCUGUCUCAACAACUCCGGUCUCAGCCUCUUCAAAUCUUCUGAUGCGUUGGAGAAAUUCUUUGAGAUCUUUGAGAGCGCUGAGCACGUCAAGUGUAUGUCCGACUCCGAUAUUUCAACUGCGCUUGGUAGCCAGUUUGAUGAAUUAAUCCGACAUCACCCAUCUUUGAAAGAGGAUAUAAUGAAGGUCAUUGUCAAGAUGGUGGGGAAGAUCAUCGAACUUGGUCACCGAUUUGCGGCAAAGGAAGGUGCUGGCGCUAAGGUUUUCAUUGAAGAGAAUGGCGAGUACGUGGUAUCCGGAGGCCGACGAGCUCUUAAUGGUGUCCACAGGAAAUCUGUCAAUGUUCCCGUCACAAAUACCGAUGAUAGUGAUUCGGAUGAGAGCGACGUUGAAAUGGGCGAAGAUGACGAUACUCCUCCCCGUACGAGGAACACGGAACCGGAACCACCCACGACCACGGAGGAACCUGCACAACCCGCUGUAGUUGAAGAGCCUGUCGAUGAUUUGCCUAUUGAGAAGGUCUUGAUGUCCGAACUGAAGGAGGAGGAAGAUUCUGAUGUUCAGUAUCCGGAAAUCUCAAUCUCGAUGUAUAUUGAUGUCAUGUCCCGUUUCCUUGAAGGGUUCCUAUCUCAUCAGUCCCACACUCGUGACUUUGUCAAGCGGGGCGGGUUCGACAAAUUAAUUGCCAUCUACUUCUUGCCGUCUCUUCCCUUCGAUUUCGCAUCUCGAGCAGUUUCUCUCGCUAUGACAAGGGUCAUGCACCUUUGUGGUGAGGCUUCACCUGGAACUACCAUUCCAACUUUGCUUGGUAACACUGAGAAGGCGAUCAAAGAUCUUGAACCUCUAUUGAAGCAUGAAUCUAAGGAGGCGUUCUUCCGACCUCUCACAUCGCCUCAGACUGGCGAUUCGGAGGCUUCUGGAAAACAACCCCUUGAUGAAGCUGCAGAACUUGUCAAGACAAAGGGAACCGAUCUUAUCAAGGAUCUUGUUACAGCGCAUGCUCUCACCACUCUUCUCUCGGAGCUUUAUUCCCAAACCUUAUACAACAGCCGAACCACAAGCCAAUUAUUCCAGCCUGUUGCUCAACGCACAUAUUACGAAACCCUCGUCCCAAGUUUGGGUGCUUUGCACCGAGCUUGUGUUUGGGAAGAAAUCCUUCUCCAAAGGAAUCUUCCGGAUACUUGGAAGGAAGCUACGAAGUUUAAGGAUGGACUCGGAUUCAGCCCGGAUGAUGACCUCAUCGGACCUGACGGCCAGGAGUUACCGCAAAAGACCGCUCAAGAGAAACGAGAUGAGAAGGAAGCGGCUAAGAAGGCUGUCAGCGAAAGUGAGGGCAAAACCCCGUGGUUUCAAAACGUGAAGACUAUUCGAUUUUUGAUAAGUCAGAUCCCGAGCAGCAUUACGCCAUUCUUUCAAGGACUUGCGAGAGUUUUGGUCACUAGACGUGGCUCGGAUCCGACUCACAAGAAGCACGCCUUCAAAAUUGCGGAUAGCAUCUCCGACGUCAUGUUUCAGCAUUUGACUUGGAAACGAGUUGAACUAUGGGAUUCUGUCACGGAUCGAUACAGCUACUUGAUAAUUGUCUUGUCUGCUAUCUCUUCGCUUUUGCUAGAGGGUGGUGAUCGAAACGGUGGCUCACAAGUUAUUUGCAUUAUUUUGAUUACAUUCAAGCAGAACGAGGGUCUAAAGACAGUUGCCGACAUCCUAGAGACUUUCUGGAAAGACGUUCAGGAGAUUGCUGUGGAUACUUCCGACGCGAGCUCACGCAACAGGCUAGCUCACUGCUUCGGUGGCAUCAAAGUCAUCCUUUCACUCUUCUCCCAGCUUGUCAACUCCAAGGCUCUCCUCGAGUCCCCACAAACCGGCCACCUCCACUAUUCGCGAGAAAGAGAUAGGGAUCGACCGGAUUACUUCAACGCUCACCAGUUUUUGGUUGAGUUGAGGUACUUGAUACUCCCUGUCGUUGAAGCUAUGUGGAACUCGCCGUCAGUUGAGAAGGUGUUCCCGACUAUCGUCAAAGCCGUCGUAGAAAUUCUUGGUACAGUUCUCAAAGCCGAGGGCGAGAGCGGUGCUUUCCAAAGACGCGAUAAGGGCAAACAUCCAACCAUGAUUUCUUGGAGAUCCUUCGAACCGAAUCAAGAUCAUAUUCAGCAACUUAGGGAUAUGGGCUUCAGCCUCGAGGCCUCACUUCAUGCUCUACGCCGUUCGCACAAUAACGUUCAGUCUGCGACAGACUAUCUUAUCAACCACCCCGAGGAAGCUGGUAGGGCCGGCGCUUCGGGCUUGAGAAGACGUGCUAGUGACGACGAUUCUAGCUCAGAUUCCGAGGCUGAUACGGAUGUUGAUGGGCCGACAGAAGAUCCUCCUACUGCCGGACAGGGCCGAGCCGCCGGUGAGAGUGCCACUGCCAGCGCUGCAGCUCCCGCAGCUCCUGUAGAAACUUCUGCUACUCAGUCUGACCCAAGCGUUCCGGUGGUACCUGUACUAACUGGGAAUGAAACCGCGUUUGGAGAACACCUGAAUACGACCGCGGGCGCAACCACACUCCCUGUUGCUAGCACAAGCGGCUCAGCAGCUCCAGCUCAGAGUUUACCACCAGUUACCAUUCCCGUUGUUCCGCAACCGUUGCCAACGCAAACUUCUACUGGCGAAACCUCCACGUCGGCGGCUCCACCAGCUAGCACUACCCCCGCUAGAACUUCUUUGGCCGAGUUGUUGAAUCCCGCGCCACUUACAGGUGAUGACCAGGAUGGCGGAUUGAUGGCGAUGAAUAUUGAUGAUCUUCCUGUUGCCGUUCCUAUCGUUGCACCUCAAGGUGAAUCUUCCGCAGCGUCUGGAUUUUCCGGCCCUCCAGCACCACCCGCACCACCUUUGCCUUCGGCUGAUGAUAAGGGAAAAGCUAAAGAGGAGGAAGAAUCCUCUCAAUUUGUCGUGACAAUUGAAGACCUCGAGGAGAAGAGACAGGUUAUCAGUGGAGGCCUUGUCGACCGUGCUCUUGAGAUCCUUACGAUGCAACAUGAAGUUACUUUUGAGCUCGCCCAUCUUGUUACCAAUGCUUAUACGAAGGGCACAGAGGAUCUCAGGAGAGAGGCUGUCACAACGAUCUUCCAGUCUCUCAUGUCGCUUCAGCUUGACGACGAUAUCCGCCCACAAGGCAAGACCAUCGCUGCUGUUGCGCACUUCCUAGGUCUGGUCCUCCAGAACUCGACUUUCUUCAAUGCUGGCUUAGAAGAGUAUAAGGAUCAACUUCCAAUUGUCACUUCAUACAUCAAAAUCUACCAGAACGAGCCGUGCCCGUGGAUUGGAAGAAUUCUCUUAGUACUCGAGAAGUUUUUGAUUGAGUCUUCGCAACCGCAACAAAUUGAUUUCGUGCCACCAGAUUCUGACGAAGGGUCUCAACGGCCGCCGAUUCAACCAGGCUUCGUUGUGCCGCUCGAUCAACAGCUUUCAAUCUUCAAUUCGAUUAUGAGUGCUGUUCCCUGUGUUGGAAAAGAUGAGGCUACCGCGCUUGCAAUCGUUCGACUUUUGGUGCUUUUGACCAGGAAACGAGAAAUUGCGCUGAAGAUGGGAGAAUACCAGAACAUCAACCGACUAUUCCACAUGUUCAAGGGUAUGGCCGGUAGCGACACAUCCAAGAUCCGAAGUUGCAUCAUGCUUAUCGUCCGCCACAUCAUCGAAGACGACGAAACGGUCAAGACGUUUAUGGCAAGCGAAAUCAAGACCUUCUUCAAGAAUCGGGGUCAAAGGGGUAGUAGACAUAUUGAUCCUUCGACUUUCUGUCGACAGUGCUCGCAUUUGGUGCUCAGGAAUCCGGAGGUGUUUGUGGAGGCUACGAAUGAGCUUUGCAAGUUGUUGAAUUAUCAGCCAAGUGUGAGACAUCAGCAGAUUGUGUUGAAGGAGCUGGACGGAAAAGAUGAGAAGAAGGAUGCUGAUGAGGAACAGAAGGCUGAAGGUGAAGAAUCAGAGGCAGGGCCUUCGGGAACCACAUCUACUGGACCCUCCGAAGAUACUGAGAAGGGCAAAGAAGUCGAUAAGGGUAAAGCAAAUGCCGACGUCCCCAUUCCAGAGAAGCCGAAGGCAGUUACCGAAUUGAAACCGCCAGGUGUGGAGAAACCGGAUGGGGUUGUCCAUUAUUUGCUUUGCGAGCUUUUGGCAAUCAAGGACGCAGAUCUCAACGAGGGUGUUGCUCCUACGACUACUACAGACGAGAAACCUGCAGCCGCAAGUGCUACCGAGGCCAAGACAGAGACCGGUGGUGAUGUUGAGAUGACCACUGAGGAGAAUACUUCAUCGACACCUGGCGCCCCUGCUACACCAUCCGACAAACCAGCGAAGAGUGAGAAGGUGGAGUUCAAUGGAGCAGAUCAUCCAAGUUAUCUGUAUAGGUGUUUCCUAUUACAAGCCCUUACGGAGAUUUUGGCGUCCUACAACCGCAGCAAGCUCGAAUUUAUCAAUUUCUCACGAAGAGCCAAUGCCCGAGAUCCGAUCACGCCUUCGAAACCGCGCACAGGAAUCUUGAACUACCUCCUUACAGAUUUGAUUCCUGUUGGAACUCUUUCUCAGCCUGACGAUACCGUAUUCAAGAAGAGGACUAUGACUUCCAACUGGGCAAUUUCAGUGGUCGUUUCUUUGUGUGCUCAUACUGGCGAGACAGCGAAUGUGGAUGAAGAGCCGGAUUUGAUAUUUGUCCGUAAACACGUUCUUGACGCUUCGAUCAAAGCAUUCAAGGAUGCCGGUGCUUCUUCUGAACACCUAGAUGCCAAGUACGCACGAAUGCUCAAUCUCUCUGACCUCCUUUAUCGAAUGUUGGCAUCCCGACCGAAUGCCUCGCAGAACAACCACCUCCUCGAGAAGUCGCAGAAGCAACUUGCCAAAUUUAUGUUUGAGAAGAAUUUUGUGAACGCGUUGACGAAUUCGUUGAGCGAGAUCGAUCUCAACUUCCCAAGUGCACGUAGGGUGAUUAAGUACAUCUUGCGACCUCUAAAGCUACUUUCGAAAACUGCGUUGGAUCUUGGAGAGGAGGAUAUCAACAUUUUGGGAGCGGAGCAACAAUACCUUGGCGGAGAUGACGAACUUUCUUCCAUGGAGAGCCUGAGCGACGAUGAUGGUGUCGAUGAUACUAGGGAGGAAACUCCUAAUUUGUUCCAAAAUUCGGCAUUGGGUAUGUUGGAAGGUGGAGAAAUGGAAGACGAGGAAGAUGAAUAUGGGGACGAAGACGAUGAAAUGUACCUUGAUGAUAUGGAGGAGUAUGAGGGGGAAGAGGAGGAUAGUCAAGCUAGUGAUGAUGAAGAUUUGCUCGAUGAGGAAGGAGUUAGGGAACGUAUGGAAAUGGAAAUUGUCGUUGAUGAAGGCCAUGCAUCAGAUAGCGAGGAUGAAGAUGAAGACAUGGACGAUGACGAUGAUGAGGAUGACGACGACGAUGACAUUGGUGAUGACGAGCUCGCCCAUGAGGUACAACGCGCAAUCGAGUACCAAGAUGAAGACGAUUGGGAAGCUAGCGACAAUGGUGAUGCCGAUGGUCUUGUGGGAGUGUUACAGCAGGAUCAAGAUGGACUCCUCGACCACGUUAAUCGUGUCAUUGCCGGUGAUGGCGAUCUUGCUGAGGAAAUGAUGGAGGAUCGCGAAGAAGGGUUUAUUGAGGAUCCAGAAGAAGAUGAUGAAGACGAAGAAGAAGAGGAGGAAUUAGAUGAAGACGAUGCUGUUGCACAGGAUGAAGAAGGGGAAGAUGAUGAGGACGAAAUGGGUAUUCCCUGGGAGUGGACAGAUGAUUAUGGAGAUGCGCCUUUGAUGACUCGGGCUAGACAUCCGAAUCCACAGGGGAAUGGGUGGUAUACACUUGGUGGCACUUCUCGAGAUAUUAUUCUCACCGGAGGCGGAGGCCGACCGACUGAAGAAAACAUGCAAAAUCCACUUCUCCAGCCGGCUGCUCACACCGCACAUCCUCGAACGGCUCUUCAUCGUCACGGACAUGGUGGUGAAUGGAUUAAUGCCUUUGACCCAUUUGACGCCCCCGCUAUUGGUGGUCCAGGUGCUGUUUCUUGGCUGACAUCGCUCAUGAAUCUUGUUGGUCGCGCGCAGAACUUACCAGCUACUAUGGCCGCCGGUGGUGGUACUUUGCAGUUCCAUAUUCAAGCCGGACCAGGUUCCGGUGGUAUGUUCCCACCUGAGAUCGAGGCGUUGCUUAAUAUUCGACGACCGGGACAUCAGGAUCCGAGAUCACGCGAGCAACGAGCAGAUCCUCUUAGUGCGGUUGCAUUUACGCCUUAUUCUACGAUUCAACGAUGGCUUGAUGAAAUGAGACUUGGAUGGGGUGCUGGAGGUCAGGACAUUGCCGGACGAGUUAUUAAUUCGGUUUUGAGCCAGCUUGUGCCGCCUGCUAUUGAGGAAGAAAGACUACGAAAAGAAAAGGAAGAACAGAAGAGGAAAGAAGAGGAGGAUGCUAGGAAGAGAAAGGAAGAAGAAGCUAGGAUUGCGAGAGAAAAGGCUGAAGAGGAAGAGAGGUUACGAAAGGAAGAAGAAGAGAGGAAACGUAAAGAGGAAGAGGAGGCUAAGGCCGCUGAAGAGGCUGCAAGAGCUGCUGAAGCUGCUGCUGAAGCCGCCGCCGCCGCCGCUGCAGCUGCAGCUUCGAGUGCCAAUGCUCAGGGUUCCGCCGACGGUGGAGCUAUGGAGGGUGUCGAGUCUUCGCAAGCACAAGAGCCUGGAUCUUCGGAGGCAGGACCGUCAGAACAACCACCACAGAGGGCCGUUACUUAUAUCCGUGGCCGCGAGGUUGAUAUUACUGGAAUGGGCAUCGACCCUGAAUUCUUGGAGGCACUGCCGGAAGAAGUCCGAGAGGAAGUUCUUACUAAUCACAUCCGGGAGCAACAGCAGGCAUCGAACACAGGAGACCAGACCAAUGAGAUUAGCCCAGAAUUCUUGGAUGCUUUACCUGAAGAUAUCCGACAAGAAAUCAUUCAACAGCAACAGGCUGAGCAGCGACGACGAGAACGGGAAACUCAGAGAGCCGGUACAGGACAAAUACGCGGUCCCGCUGAUAUAGAUGUCGCAAGUUUCUUGGCUACUCUCGAUCCUUCUUUACGUCAGGAAGUCAUCAUGGAGCAAAACGACGAGAUGCUUGCUCACUUCCCAGAGAAUAUUGUAGCCGAGGCGAAUGCACUACGAGACAGAUCUCGGAUCCAGCAACUCGGAGAUAUCACUCGAGUUGUGCGUUCCCGACCCGAAGAGGUUCAGCCGCGACUUAUUCCCGAAAAGAAGGUUCGCAAGCAGACGCCGCAGAUGCUUGAUAAGGCUGGGGUUGCUACUUUGCUACGGCUCAUGUUUAUUCCGCAACAAGGAAGUACCAAACUAUCGCUUCAUGAGAUCCUCGUCAACAUUUGCGAGAACAAGGUUACUCGAAACGAAGUUUUGGGAUUGCUUUUGUCAAUCUUGCAAGACGGAAGUACCGAUAUGAACGCCGUCGAAAGAAGUUUUGCGCAGUUAUCGCUCAGGGCCAAACAGAUUAAUUCAUCAUCAUCCACCAAGACGCCACAGUCGGCACUUAAGAAGGCACCGACGAUUCCUCUACCGCAGACGAAUAGUGAAAUGUCGCCGUUGAUGGUUGCGCAACAGUGUCUUGGUGCCAUUACAUCUCUUGUUAACUACAAUGACCAUAUCAGCGGGUUCUUUUUGAAUGAACAUGAUAUCCAGACGGGACUCAAGAGGUCUGUUAGUCGGAAGGGUAAAGGCAAGGAGAACCAACAGAGCAAGGCGAAUCGAUAUCCCUUAAACGCUAUGCUUGCACUUUUGGAACGACCAUUGAUGACGGAGAGUUCAGGGUGUAUGGAACAGCUUGCUACAUUGCUCAGUGAGAUCACUAGACCGCUUUUGUUGUUGUUGAAGAAGGAGAAGAAGAAGUUGGAAGAUAAGAAGGCUGAGGAUGAAGAAAAGAAGACUUCUGAAGAGCAACCACAGGAGGGACAACAGACUGAAGGUGGUGAAGGGGCUGCUGUAGCUACAGCUACAGCUACGGCUACUUCGAAUACCACAACGACUUCGGAGGGUCAGGCUCCACAACCUACUGCCCAGGUAGCCACGACUACACAACAACCAACUCAACCGGCUCAACCGGCUCCAGAGGUUCAAGUUACUUCCCCCGACGGACCAUCGGCUACUGCUGGCGCUUCUACUUCUGCUGAGCAAGCUACUGAGGAAUCGAAGGACAAACCUAAAGACGAAACCAAGCCUGUUCCUGGGAGGAAGAGAGGCGGCUUGAUAGCCCCCGUUGUUCCAGAUCAUAACCUUUGCCUUGUCGUUGGCAUAAUCACAAGUCGGGAGUGCACUAGCAAGACCUUCCGGGAAACUUUGAGCACCAUGAUCAAUUUGUCUGCUAUCCCCGGUGCUAAGGAAAUCUUUGGAGCUGAGUUGAUUCGACAGGCCCAGAUCCUUGGUGGUACUAUCUUGGAAUCCCUCGUAGAGCUUGCUUAUAAUCUCAAAAAGUCAGAGAGCGGGACCGAAAUUGAGGGACUUGCCAAUUUCUCACAGGGUAGUUCUGAUCAAGCCAAGUUGUUGAGGACUUUGACAGCUCUUGAUUACCUCUUCGACGCUAGUAAGAAGAAGAAGGAGGAACAGCGACAAGAAGGAGAGAACGCUGAAGCCUCUGAGGCUCCCAAGACUGAUGAUUCCCGUCCUACGGAUGCGGAAAUUUUGGGACGACUAUACGAAAAUCUGUCUUUCGGUCCACUUUGGUCCUGUCUCAGCGAUUGUUUGGCUGUCAUCCACGACCGAGAGGAUAUGCUCCACGUUGCCACUAUUUUGCUUCCACUUAUUGAGUCUCUGAUGGUUGUGUGCAAGAACAGCGGAGUCAGCACGAAGCGCUCCGCUGGAGGACAAUCUCAGCCACUUUCUGCGGUUUCCGAAUCGAGUAUGCAAUCUCUCUUCUUUACUUUCACCGAGGCCCACCGCAAGAUCCUCAACCAAAUGGUUCGCAACAACCCUAAACUUAUGAGCGGAUCAUUUUCUUUGUUGGUUCACAACCCCAAGGUUCUCGACUUUGACAACAAGCGGAAUUACUUCAACCGACGACUUCAUACGCGCGUUCCAGGUCGGGAUUCAAGUCUUAACUAUGGACCUUUGCAACUCAACGUCCGACGUGACCAGGUCUUUAUGGAUUCGUACCGAUCAAUGCAUUACAAGCGUGGAGAUGAGAUCAAAUACUCCAAACUCAAUAUCCGAUUCCAAGGCGAAGAAGGUGUUGAUGCCGGUGGUGUUACGAGAGAAUGGUUCCAAGUUCUCGCACGACAAAUGUUUAACCCUGGCUAUGCGCUCUUCUUGCCUGUCGCCUCCGACCGCACGACAUUCCAUCCCAACCGUAUGAGUAGUGUCAAUUCCGAACAUUUGAGCUUCUUCAAGUUCAUCGGCCGUAUUAUUGGAAAAGCACUCUACGAAGGUCGCGUUCUCGACUGCCAUUUCAGCAGAGCCAUGUACAAGCGUAUUUUAGGGCAAAAUGUCAGCCUCAAGGAUAUGGAAAACUUGGACUUGGAAUACUAUAAAUCUCUACAAUGGAUGCUUAAGAACACCAUUGAAGAUGUUCUCUUGCUGAGCUUUAGCGUUGAUACAGACGACUUUGGUGUUGAAAGGGUGUUAGAUUUGGUCCCCAAUGGAUCUAAUAUCCCAGUCACGGAUGAGAAUAAGGAAGACUAUGUGAAGAAGGUGACGCAGUUUAGGCUCGUGGGCAGUGUGAAGGAGCAGAUGGAUCAUUUCUUGCAAGGUUUCCAUGAUAUCGUUCCUGCGGAGUUGAUUGCUAUCUUCAAUGAACAGGAGCUUGAAUUGUUGAUUUCGGGUCUGCCGGAUAUCGAUGUUGAUGAUUGGAGGAACAAUACUGAGUAUCAAAAUUAUACUGCCUCGUCGCCACAGGUGCAGUGGUUCUGGCGAGCAGUUCGAUCUUUCGAUAAAGAAGAGCGAGCCAAACUUCUUCAAUUUGUCACUGGUACUUCUAAGGUUCCUCUCAAUGGGUUCAAGGAGCUUGAGGGUAUGAAUGGGUACUCUAAGUUCAAUAUUCACCGGGAUUAUGGCAAUAAAGACCGGUUGCCAAGCAGUCAUACUUGCUUCAAUCAAAUUGAUCUUCCUGAGUAUGAAACAUACGAACACCUCCGCAAGAACUUGCUUACAGCCAUUACAGCUGGUGCGGAGUAUUUCGGCUUUGCCUAA
Molecule: messenger RNA, 12600 nt
Organism: Orbilia oligospora ATCC 24927
Lineage: Eukaryota; Fungi; Ascomycota; Orbiliomycetes; Orbiliales; Orbiliaceae
Exons: 9
Coding region: 1-12600 (4199 amino acids)
Biological process (GO): positive regulation of protein catabolic process; proteasome-mediated ubiquitin-dependent protein catabolic process; protein polyubiquitination
Molecular function (GO): protein binding; ubiquitin-protein transferase activity
Source: RefSeq, a predicted model, not a curated record